Parasteatoda tepidariorum (common house spider) is the source of this 732-nucleotide messenger RNA. Lineage: Eukaryota; Metazoa; Arthropoda; Arachnida; Araneae; Theridiidae. The record is from RefSeq and is a predicted model, not a curated record.
UUAUUAGUAAUUGAACUAAUUUGGAGUUAAUUUGAAAGGAAAAUAAAAACUUUUUCGUUUUAGUUUUUGAAUUUACUGUUCGAAUUUUAUGUGCUAAUUGUAAAGACGACUAGCCCACUUUGAUUUUAGACGAUGAAACUUCAGUACAUUGUCCGGAGAUAUACAUCCGAAGUGGAACUCCUUAAAGAUGAGCAAUGCCCUCUGGGCAUUUCCAUCACUGGAAAUCAUAAGGAGAGACCCACCAUAACAAACAUCAAACAUGGAAGUGUUGCCCAGAAGAGCCAUUGCUUGUCAGACGGUGACGUCAUCUUGUCCAUCAGGGAAUUCGAUACUAAAGGAAUGAGUAAGAAAGAUGUGAAGAGAUAUUUCAAAGAUUCCAAUCCUCGCCUUAACAUGAAAGUGGAAUAUGUCACUCGGGAAGCAUGUUUCGGUUAUUGUAGAAUAUACUCCUCCCAGAGAAUGUUUCUGGCUUUGAGAAAAGUAAACGGAACUUUCGGAUUUGUUUUAAGAAAAAGUUCAGAGCUCUUGGAAUAUCCAGUCAUCAGCAGCAUCAAGCAUGGGAGUCCAGCUGAUAGAGAAGGGAUUUUGAUGGACGGAGACAGAUUGUUGGAAGUUGACAAUCAGAACUUGUCUUGGAUUCCAUUGGCAGAAGCAGUCAGUUUCCUGCAAAACAAAGACGAAGUCUUACUUCUCAUCGAAUAUAAUGUUGGAAUUAUUGGUAAGGUAUUUUAA